Micropterus dolomieu (smallmouth bass) is the source of this 3753-nucleotide messenger RNA. RefSeq names its product fibrocystin-L-like. Lineage: Eukaryota; Metazoa; Chordata; Actinopteri; Centrarchiformes; Centrarchidae. The annotation marks the transcript as partial. The record is from RefSeq and is a predicted model, not a curated record. The transcript is spliced from 22 exons.
UUGUCAAACAAAGCACCAGCCUGCUGAACGACGAUGUCACUCCCGCCGCCUUCUGGGUCACCAAUCCCAACAACAUCAUCCGCCACAACGCCGCCGCGGGGGGCACCCACUUCGGCUUCUGGUACCGCAUGCACCAGCACCCCGAUGGCUCAUCCUACGAUCCAAACAUCUGUCAGAAUAGGGUUCCCAUCGGUGAAUUUUACAACAACACUGUGCACUCUCAGGGCUGGUUCGGCCUUUGGAUCUUCCCAGAAUAUUUCCCCAUGAAGGACGGCGCCUGCUAUUCCAAUACCCCCAAGCCAGCUGUCUUCAACUCACUCAUCACUUGGAACUGCGAGAAAGGUGCUGAGUGGGUCAACGUAGGCGCUGUGCAGUUCAACAGCUUCAUCAUGGUCAACAAUGAGAAAGCCGGCAUUGAAGCCAAGCGUAUCCUGCAGUGGGCCGUGAGCGGCUUUGGAGAGGUUGGAGGGGCAACAAUGUCCAACAGCACCAUUGUGGGCCAUGUGGACGAGCUCGGACUGGGAGAUGACUACUGCACGCAAAGAGGCAUCAUUGUGCCAUUGGAUGAUGGCCUCAGUGUCCUUAACACCAAGUUCAUCAACUUCAACCAUAGCUCUUGCACAGCCAUCGGGUUAGCCUCAAUCAUUGGGACGUGUGUGGACCGGUGUGGUGGCUGGGCUGUCAAGUUUAGUGGAGUCCAGUACAUCAACUCGCCAAACAAGGCUGGCUUCAGGUGGGAGCAUGAGGUACAACUGGUGGACAGUGAUGGCUCCCUCACAGGAAACAUCAACCAUAAAGUUGUGCCUGUGAGCCCCUUACUGGACCCUGCUCACUGUUCGCAGAGGGCUGAAUGGAGUGUGGGUUUCCCCGGCGCUGUGUGCGACCACACCGUCAACUUCCAUCGUUUGGGGUUCAACAAUCCAUCACCGAGCUCGUUGCUUGGCAAGGAUGUCAUCUUAACCAACUCAUAUGGCACCAGUGUGAUUCCAUUUUUGGAGAAGACAAUGACUCAUAAUCUUGGCUGGAUGGCCUUACUGCCUUCUAGACAAACGUACAACUGGUACUUUAAAAAUGUGGACCAGAUCACCAACAUCAGUUUUACUGCAAGAUUCUACGGCUUCAAGCCGGAUCAAUAUGUGAUCAUCAACCACAACUUCACCCAGAGUCCAGACAGAUUUCGCAUCAUCGAUGACAGGAAUGGCUCAUCGACACCGCUGACCUUCAGCAAUAACAAGAACGGAGACUGGUACUUCAACAAGAGCUCCAACAACCUCUACUACAUCGUGUCUGGGAAGACCAGCCAACGCAGGCGUCGGGACACCGUCGACCGCUCCAUGGUUGACUCUGAUGUGAAUUUGGGGGUCUACAGCUGCUUCUACCCCAACUGCAUCCCACCUACACCACCACCUCCAGCUACACUCGCCCCCUUACCCAACAGCCGGCCUGCCAACUUCAUUCGGUGGUCUGAUUCCUCUUUCUGGAAAAGUUCAGCUGAAAAUAACUUCACAUUACCAACAGAGGGUGCUGAUGUGGUCAUCCCAUCCGGCAAGUGGAUCGUUUUGGAGAGCGACACUCCUCCCCUCAACAAGCUGACUGUCAUUGGAGUUCUUGAGAUCCCCGACACCAUGAAUAGCUCAUCCACCAAACAGGCUCAAUACAACACUGUGGUGAUAGAUGCUGUCUACAUCUCUAUCCAGGGUGGCAGGCUGAUUGCAGGAUGGGGCGAGCCGUUCAGAGGUCAGCUGCACAUCAAACUGAGAGGGAACCACCGCACUCCUGAUUGGCCUCUGCCUAAUGGACCCAACCAGGGAUCCAAAGUCCUGGGUGUGUUUGGUAGUCUGGAGCUCUAUGGACUACCUCACAAUGUUUACCACACCAAACUCGCUGCUACUGCUCAGGCCGGAUCCAACACUCUGACCCUGACGCAGUCUGUGGACUGGCAGGUUGGAGAGGAGGUCGGCAUCUCCACCACCAGUUACAAUGCCUGGGAGACAGAAAAACGUCAGAUAACAGCCGUGUCAGCAGACGGCCGAGUCCUGACCCUGAACCAGCCUUUGACCCACACUCACAUCAGUGAGACUCACUCUGUCUCAGGCACAUCAUUCUCCUACACUCUGGCAGCUAAUGUUGCUCUCCUGACCAGAAACAUUAAGAUCAUCGGUCAGGAGUAUCCAGAGAUGAUGCAGGAGUCAUUUGGGGCCAGACUUUUGGUGGGCACCUACUCCUGGGCUGGUAUCAACUAUAAAGGCAAAGCUCAGAUCAGGAAUGUGGAGUUCUUCCACUCUGGUCAGGAAGGCUGGACCGACGACACUGACCCUCGUUAUUCUGUGGCUUUCCUAAACCUGGGAAAGGUUUCAGGAGACACAAUUCAAGGUUGUGCUUUCCACGAGGGCUUCUCUCCAGCCAUCGGAGUCUUUGGAACAGAGGGACUUAACGUUGACAACAACAUCGUCCAUCACACUGUGGGAGAAGGUAUCAGAAUUUGGGGCAACAACAUAACCGUGAGGUGGAACCUGGUGAUGAUGACGCUGUGGCCUGGAUCAUAUCAGGACAGAGAGGAGCCCUUCAACCUAGCCUGGAACGCUGCCAUUGAGGUCAAUGAGGGGACAAAUGUGGUGCUGCAGAAUAACAUCGUGGCAGGCUACGAGAGAGUCGCUUAUCGCAUUGAUGGUGAACCCUGUCCAGGUUAUUUUAACGGGAAUCAGAAGUGGAUUAACAACGAGGCUCACGGUGGUCUGUUCGGAAUCUAUCUCAACAAAGACGGUUUGCCCGGCUGCAGUCUCAUCCAAGACUUCUUCAUCUGGAGGAGCUUUGACUACGGCAUUUACUUUCAGACCAUCACUGAUGUUGUUGUUUCCAAUGUGACCCUGGUGGACAACGGGAUGGGCAUCAUGCCGCUCAUCUUCGCUCCUCCUUCUCUCUCUCACUCAUAUGCGGAUAAAACUGUAACCAUUCAGAAUGCUUUGAUUGUUGGCAGCAGCCCGAGCUUUAACUGUUCAGACACUUUGCCUUCCACUGAUUUUAACAUUAAAAUCAGUAAUGGACAUCGAGCCCCAAGACCUCUCAAAGGUGGCAGAUCUGGAAUCUGUUGGCCGACUUUUGGAUCUCAACACAACAACGCUCCAGUGAUGGCCCAUCAUCUGAACAACAACUACAAUGCCAUCAAAGGACUGAUGAAAGUCAAAGACACAACAUUCAUCGGUUUCCGAAACGUCUGCUCCAGUGAGACAAACUUCAUGUUCAUCACCAACCCACUCAACGAGGAUCUGCAGCACCCUGUGCAGGUUUCAGCCAUCAGGAUGACGGACAGCACAGAGGAGGCCAAAGUCUUUGUCCACAGGCCAGAUCUGAGUAAAGUGAACCCGUCUGACUGUGUGGACAUGGACUGCGAUGCGAAGAAGAAGAGCUUGUUGAAGGACUUGGAUGGUUCGUUCCUGGGUGCAGUGGGAGCUGUAGUGCCUCAGUCUGAGUACGAGUGGGGAGGUGAUCCCAGGAGGGGGCUGGGCGACUACCGCAUCCCAAAAGUCAUGCUCACUUCCCUCAAUGGGAGCCGCAUACCUGUGAACCAGAUCGCUCCACACAAAGCUCCACCGCGCUGUGGAAGCACACAUGGAGGUUGCCCGCCGCUCACCACACUGGCUUACACUGAUCGGGAAUGCCAAGGUGACGACCGCCUCCACGGAGUCACCGACCUCACGGCGCGAGGAGAAGUUGCCAGCGGCACCCCGCCGAUCACAUCCUACGAGUUACACA